Messenger RNA from Opisthorchis viverrini, 6549 nucleotides. RefSeq lists its product as hypothetical. Lineage: Eukaryota; Metazoa; Platyhelminthes; Trematoda; Opisthorchiida; Opisthorchiidae. The coding region runs from base 214 to 5268 and encodes 1684 amino acids. The record is from RefSeq and is a predicted model, not a curated record. The transcript has 6 exons.
GAUUGCCCUCAGGCUUUUUUCGGUUUUCACUGGACUGUGGUACAUCAGACGUCGUUGGCGAACCAAAUGUUUUCCCAUUCAAGUCGAGACAAAGAAGUGGUGCUUGGGAUAGCGGAACACGCACUUUGGGUGUUAAUAUAACUACGACAGUAUUUCCAGGAGCAACAGCAGGAAAGCGCGCGUUUAUUUGGAGUCUUCGCUCUCCACCUUCAAAUGCUAACUAUUUCACAUCCGACUUCUCUGGCUGAACCUACUCUGAAGGAGACUCUAACAUCGGGUGUUCAAGGAUUUGUGUGCACUCGCGACUCUGAAACGACCAAUGUUCCGAAUGAGUCUAUGAGUGGACAUCCUGGGGCAGCUAUUCAACAGAGCACUCCGAUCACCACCACAAAUCCACGGUUGGUGCAUCAGCUACUCAGCAAAUACAUCAAACUCGUCGAGCGUUCUGCUGGCUGCUUCAUUUGCUCCGCAUGUACAGAUCGGAACUCAGCUUUACAACGGACCACCUCUUUCUCGGAUGUUUCAGACUUCCAGGCCCAUAUAUCUGACCAACACGCUCAACUAACCCAACUCUCAUGCGUUUACUGUGGAUGGCAGGUCUAUUCUGAUCGGUUCGUAACCCAUCUGGUGCAACAUUUCUUACCCCGGCAGGGAACUGGUGGCAUCUAUGCUUGCCCUGUUGAACCUGAAUGUUCCAGUCGCUUUUGUACGAACCAAUUCACACUUUUGGAGGCACACUGGUUGGCCCAGCAUCCCACAGAGGCGCAACAUCAGAGCACAUUCAAAUGCCCUCAUUGCUUGCGAUCAUUCCCAACCCUUUCCUUAUGGUCUAGUCAUCUUAGGCGUUCUGUCCGUUCCCUCGUACACUGCUCAGCCCCCGGUUGCUUUGUCAAAUCUCCUUCCCGAAUUCUGCUGCUUGAUCAUGUCAAUCGAAUGCAUACAAAUAAUCGUUCGGCUUCCGUCCUGCUCAACGAAACGAUCGAGGUGGUCUGCAACAAACAAGAAGUGACCCCCACAAAGUUGGACAGCAGUGACACCGAAUCGGUAGAUGAACACAUAAAUCUUGCCUUUUUGAGCAAGUGCCCUUCAUCGGCUAAACAUGAGCUGGAACCAACCUUCGUCUUUCUUCUCCGGUGCCCCUAUUGCAACAUGAGCACGGUGCGUUGGAAUUACUUCCAAAUGCAUGCCUCAACUUGUCCAACUGCUUUACGGUCGGUCAAAGCUAGCAAACAUCAGACCUCGUCUACCGCUUACAGAUGUCGCGUCUACUGGUGUUCUGAAUGUCAAGCUGUGUCCACCGAGAAGCAUCUGGUAACCGAGCAUGCGACCUUUUCUCAUGAAGGGAAAGCUGUCGUCGUACAUGAGAAGCUGCAUAUCCGGCUGUUGGACUCUAAUCUAUUGUCUGUACUCCCUGAUCCAUCACUCAGUCAAAGUACAAUCAACUCGUCGGCGAUGCCUGGUGCACUAGGGACAAACAAUCUGGGAUCUAAUGCGACUAUGUUCGGUUCUUUAUACGGGAAUCCUGUUCGGCCGUCCUCACCUGAAGACGAGGAUGAAUCGGAAUCACCAAUGAACCUAGCUGCUCUUGCCCGACCCUCAGCUUCGAAAUUUGGCUAUGCUGGCCGUAACCAGCAAUGUGUUUCCUCAAUUUCUGCGCGUCCUAGCCUUCAGGCGAAUACUUCCUGCCAAGCCUCUUCAACCUCAGUGUCUUGGAAUCCUGCUGGAGGCUGCAACACUCGUGACCCUUCAUUAUCGCUACUCCAGAGUGCGGCUGCGUUGAAGAAGCUGCAAGAAAUCACUGCAACCGGAUGUCCUGAUGGUACUAAUAUGUCAGCAUCCGAUGCGGCAUCAGCUGUGGCCGCAAUGGCUGCUGCAGCUCUCACGGGUCUUACUGGUUUUGAUGUUACUAACCCUCUUUCAUCAGCCCAGGCACUGCCCAACAGAGCACCACCAUCCUCGAUACCUGGUCUAACGAAUGUCACUUCCAAAUCUCCCGGCAUCACCAGUGUUGAACUUGGUACUCAUCCACUUGCUAUGGCUCAGAAGGACAAGCCCCUCGAGCUGCUCGAAAACUCUGGACUGGAAGCACACAGACAAUGUAUGGACUCGACGGCAGAGGGAGUCAUUGAUUCAUUGGGCUGUGGAGUCAAGUCUUCCGAUGGGGCCCGAGCUGCUGAUGACUUGGUUUCCUUUCCUUUUGAUGAGACAAAGUUUCGAAAAGAGCUUACAGGUCGUAUCAGACCAAACAUCUUGGACUCUUUGGUAGCAAAAAUGCACCAAUUCGCGUCGUAUUUUGUGCGAAUUUUGGGUAAGGAAAACCACCGUCGUAUCCCCGUUUGUCCUGAGUGUGAAAAGGUAUUCCCUUAUGGACUGGGAGAUUUCAAACGCCAUCUAUUGACUGUCCAUUUGGAAGUUCCUAGAGAAUAUUUGAAGGAUUGCUUACGCUUUACCUACCUGCCGAAGAGCGAGGAAAAGUUCCAGGAGAUGCAAGAGCAAUUAGCCAUGCGGCUUAUGAAACCACGUCUUUUGGAGGCUGGUCGCAGACGGGUACCGUUGCCUUAUUCCAUCGUCAUUCUUCGAAGACUGACUCGCCAUCUGCCAAUCGCAACACGAGAAUUUUUGGAACAGAAAAUGCAAGUAUACAGUCGCUUGUCAGUCAUUGUGGACACACGCGGUGGUUUUCGACGUUACCGAUGCAACCACUGCUCCUAUUCUUCACCACAUGCUCUGGCUGAUGUUCGGAAACAUAUUCUUGGAUCACACUGUGGCAUAUCCACGAAGCAUUUCCGCCAUUGUCUCCAAGCCUCACGACUUGAUCCUGUUGAGUAUACGCUCUUUUCGGACGACAAGUUGGCACGUCUCGCACGCGAUUUCAUGCAUCGCAGACAUGGAUCGGAAGCCUUCCAAUCUGUAGGAGAUCGGUCACCGUCGCCAAAUGACAGUGCCAGCCAAAAUGGUAUCACAGAGUGUGACUCUUUAGAUUCCAGUCCAUCACGUGCCAACUCGGACUCCAAAUCGCAGGAUGCUUACGUGUCUCACUUUACGGCAGUUGUCCCAGGCUCCAAAAAUCGCGUAACGGUUCGCAUUCGUCCGCCCAUUCCUCCAGACGACCUCACAUUCUCUGUACCCUCGAGUGUUGCCAGCCCUGCCAAUGGUGAUAUGUAUUCUCACUCCUCUCCUCCCCACUCGCCUGAGUCCCCGGAAUCGUUUAGUGAGUUUCAUUCGUCCACAGCCACGGUUGACAAUCUGGACCUCAACGCUCUCUCUUCCAUCCCUGGGCUUGAAGGCGCUGACAGCAUUGUCGAUCUAUCCCUACCGUUUUCCGAGCCCGUUCUCCGUCAACUUAUGGAUGCUGCUGGGGCAACGAAAGCCCACCUGGAUGACAUGUUGGCAAAAAUGCACAUCUAUUCUACCUAUCAGAUGACUCGAAUUUGCAAGGGCGAUCGCACUUUGGCUUUUCGUUGUCCAUGCGGUCGGUUAUUUAUUACCACCAGAGCACCAGAUCUCAAAAUUCGUGCAGCCACGCUCGCCGACAGUCGCCGUCACGUUAUGGGUGUACAUGCUCGGAUUCCGCACGAGUUCAUUACAAUUUGCUGUCAGGCCUCACGGAUUGCACGUGAGUACGAUUUCCAGAUCUACCCGGACGAUAUGCUCCUACGACUAGCCAUGGAUAGGCCCAUCAAAUUGACAAAAUUACCACCGGUGGGAGCGCCACCUUCUGGUCGAACUUCAUCAUCCUUAUCUCUACCGUCAGCGAAGCCGCUGGCAGUAAAUUCUCCAUUGGGUCAGUCACGGACAAAUGAUAGUUCGGAUCAUCUUGAUGUAAAUUCGGAAGGUUUGGACCAAUCGAUUAACAUGGACAGCUUGGAAUUGCAAUCCAACUGUUCUGCAGACGGACUACAUGGGUUGCGUGAUCCAAAUGAGGAUGAACUUGCAUCGUUAGCUGAUGAUAAGAAAAACCCCAAACCUCCAGAGGAUCCUAUAUGUCAACUGACUUUAGCACAGUCUUCUGGUACAGAGGAAGUCGAACGUGUAAUCAAUCUACCCUAUUCGUCAGAUGCACUGCACAGCCUAGUCGAGGGCUACUGUCCACCGAGUUAUUUUCCUGUCUUGGAGCUAGUCCAUCCAAAUCGCCCGUUAUCCUGCACUGCAAUGGGACUUGUGCGACCCUCUGGUGGGCAGUUUGCUUCUCAGGUCUACCAACCCUCUAUACAGCAUAGGGAUUCGGAAAAACUGACUGCUUUGUCAACGACAGCCAGCAGUGCGAAAGCGAACAAUGUUGAACGAGGUUCUUCAGCUAGUCCAUCCAAAUCGCCCGAUUAUCCUGCAACAUACGAUUCGAACGUUCCACCGAUAGACGUGGAAUUCAACCACUCUGGCUCUGAGGACAAAUUGGAUUCGGGUCAGUUCUAUAUUGUUCGCAUGAAUGUCGACAAGGAUCAGUCAAUCGCCGGUCACGGAAGUCUGGUGUAUGCAUGCUCCGUAUGUCUGUUCUUCUCAACGUACGUCGGUGCGGCUCGGGCUCAUGUGGUUCGUCGGCAUAUGCGAUUACCGGCUCAUACCUGCGUCUAUUGUCAUCAAGCAUUUAAAACUGGUAAAGAAGCCCUCAAGCACCAUGAGCUAACACACGCGGAGCUAGAUUAUGUAACAGGGGAGCAGCUACGCACCUACAGCAGAGCAGUGUUAGAGGUUCCAAUAAAAGACAUUACAUCCGAGCCGACCGAGCGUGUGGCAGAACUUCAACAAGGUUUGCGGACACAAGGCCUCAAUCGGCUGACUGAUGAGGAUGCAGAGGAUGCUACUUUGUUCGAAAACGAAAUGGACGAGGAUGGGUUGAGCAUGCCUACAGAUGUGGCGGACAAGAAUGCUUCGGAAGAUUACUUGCAAAGUGUGUUCCCAUCUCCCGCCGGGUUUGUUGGUGAAAAACCAGCAAAAGUGCCCCGUCUGGAAGGAGAAAUGCAGAGAUUCUCGAACGGCGCUGCCCUAUCCUCUUGCGACAGAACAGAUGUCACCGUUACGUUGAAUGGUACAAGCGUUAAAUUUUCGACUCCAAAUAACUUGCCCCGGGUCGGUUUGAGCGGUUCGAGUAGGCGCAAACCAAGCAAACUUCAAUUGGUUCAGCUCAAACCAUCGACCGAACUCGACGGGACCGCUAGUGUUUGUCGUAACGACAUAGACCAAUCAAACCAGUGUGAGAACCAAAACUGGGAUUGCUCUUCACCACCUGAACUACCUGGGAAACUCAUCCUUGAUGUCGGUGAAGUUUGACCCUACCUGUAGACCUUGUAAAUAUUUCCAGCCGUUCGUAUCCAGACGAAUUUGUACCAAUUCGUACGUCUGCAUAUCACGGUCUCCUCCAUUUCAAACCCCAGGAGGACACUGCGGUCCACUCCCCAUGUCUUGCUCUUUUGUUCAACUGUUGUAUUUAUUUAGCUUUUUUCUCUUUUGUUUGUCUGUUUUCCUUUUUCUUGUUCCAUGUUCUUUCGUUACUUGUAUGCCAAUUCCUGUUGUUGCCAAUUCAAUAUAGGGGUGGUGGUACAUGUUUCGGCGAGAAUGCUUGGGGUUAUCAAUUUUCAUUUUCUGCAGCGCACUGCGUUUUUUUGACGGGGGGCACUGGCCAUCGUGCACCCACCUUCAGAUCGACGUCUACCUCUCUAUACACAUGAACUCCUUUUUUCCUUGUUUUCUAUUACUAUUCUUGAGAGAAACUGCAAACCAAAUAAGGCUCACCCCCAGUCCACCUCGCACGUUGUUCCCGAACUAAUCAGCCUGGUCGUCUUUUUUUCAAACCAGCCGUCACCCCCAAAGCAUUUAUGAAAUUAACUCCAGAGUUCUACCGGAAACUAAUCGUUCUUCGUGCCACCGCGUAACGAGGACUUGUACUAAAGCAGUUGCCAGCUACGCGCAUCGCACCCUACGUCCUAUGUUUCCACUCAUCUGAACCGGAUUCUCCCCGCUACACACAUUCACUGCAUAAUUCAAGGUAUCUCUUGCAAAACUGUAUGAGCUCCUUUGAGCAAUGGUAACCAGAUGUAUUGAGGUCUGUGAUCUUCCAUAUGUGAUCGCCUUUCUGGUCCACUCAGUAGUUUACCGCAUCCCACUACUACCAUUAUUGAUCUCCUGCCUACCCGUGCUGCGGCGUUUGUUGACCCCCACUUAUCCACCGGCGUAUGAGUUGUCCACUGUUUGCAAUCCCAUACCUAGGUUUUUUGGCUAUGCACAGAUUCUGUCUCAGUUCCAAAUGGCUCUGUUUCCGUCCCAUUCGGUUUUGUGCUCUGGUCUCUUGCUGCCACGCGCAACCAAACCCUGACUUUGACACGUGUGCAAGUUCGUAUGUAUAUUAUCAACGUGGUGGCAGGUUUGUAGAUGGUCUGUGGCCUACCUCCUCGUGUUAGUGCUGAUUAUCUCCGUCACUCUUGCGUACAAUCGUUGCUUUUCUCAAUUUCUGACGCUGGUUUUGUUGUUGUGUUGUUUCAUUUCUGCUCCAUUACACAACCAACCAAGUGAUAAACGCUACUAUUACUACGAAUAAAGUCGUAUGCUUCUGAA